This is a messenger RNA of Emiliania huxleyi CCMP1516, 1956 nucleotides long. RefSeq lists its product as hypothetical. The transcript is spliced from 5 exons. The record is from RefSeq and is a predicted model, not a curated record. Bases 1 to 1956 code for a protein of 651 amino acids. Lineage: Eukaryota; Haptophyta; Isochrysidales; Noelaerhabdaceae.
AUGUCGGACACCUGCGACUACAGCAACUCUGAGGUUUGGGACGGGAAAGCUUGCGUCCUCGCCGGCGAUUUUGCGGAUGCCAUUGCUCAACGUGGGAAGGCACAAUCCCGAUCUUACCUGUCGCCCGGCAGCUCAUGCGAGGCAGCGGUGGCGUUUGGUGACUCGUCCCCAACCCUUUCCCCGACCGACCCCUUCUCGGUGGGCGCAAACAACCGAGGGAUGCCAGGCUACUCGGCGCCCGACGAGGCAAACCUCUGCUCGGGAAGCUUCUUCACUGGCGUAGGCAGCGCCUACUGGCUCAGGCUCGAGGACGUGCGGCCAGGUGUGGCGCUCAGCCUUACCGCCUGCGGCUUCGACACCGACCUCUCCGUCUUUCAGGGAUCCUGUGGCACCCUCAAGAUGGUGGCGUGCGACGGCGACAGCGGCGGGACCUGUGGCCGAGGACCACAGAGCCAGGGAUUCCAAUUUGGUUCGGCCAUCGACGGAUUCGUUCCCAGGGCGGGCACGCAGUACUACAUCGCCGUUGGCGGCUACCACGGCAAGGCGGGCGCCGCCACCGUGACCGGUCUCGUCCAAAUCACCGGCCCGUGCAUGCUCACCAGCGAUGGCGCGUGCGCCACAUCACCUCACUACCCGAACAACUACGGUCCCAACGAGGCGUGCACCAUCACCAACGUGCCGCCGACGCCGCUCGUCGUGGCGGCCUUUGAUGUCCAAAAUCACUUUGACUACGACGACUCGUACGACCCUAACUCGAUUGACCCUAGCUGGGAGGGGAACCCGGCUGGCUGCGGCACGUACGACUUUCUUGAGGUUUGCUGGGUGACCGCGCCUCCUCCCGCGUUGCUCCCCUCCUUCCCCUCUCCGCCGUCGCUGUUCGCGGCCGCGCGGCGGCGCGCGCCACCCGCGCCCACGCCCUCCCGCCCAAUCUGCGACUGCACGGAGUUUGCCGGCGCACACUGCCGCGACCAGAUGGUGGUCGCUGCAGCGCUGCUCUCCGCCUCUGCCCGCUUCGCGCCGCCGGCGUCUGCCCGCACGCAAAUUUUCCUUACGCGAGGGGUCGUCGUUAUGAGCGCAAACAAGUACACCCUGAACCAGAAUGCAGUGACGCUUGAUGAGGCAACAGUCGAGGCUGUCGCAGCGGCCACCUCGGUCGAGGCUGUCGCAGCGGCCAACACGGUCGAGGCUGUCGCAGCGGCCAACACGGUCGACAUCCUCACGGAUGAGGGCCCUCCAGGCGGUGGCGCUCGCGAUGGUCAGCUGUCAUCUGUCCGUCAGUCCGCCGGCGACACGGCGGUUGCUCAGCACCGCGAGGUCUCGUCCUUCUUCGCCACGCUGGUGGAGGAGCGGGGCGGGUCCGGCCCGGCGGGCGAGGACACGCCGAUCGAGGAGACGCUCAAGGCUUUCAUCCGGCAGAUGUCCUUUCUGCAGAGCGAGCUCGAGCACGUCGUCUCGUCGGGCCUCGCCUCGGACAAGCGGCGGCAGUGGGUCGCGGACAAGAAGGCGCUCGAGGAGGAGAAGGCCGAGUGCAGGCGGGAGUGGGCGGCUCUGCAGGGCCGGCAGGACGACACCGCGCACGCGUUUGAGCUCGCCGCAAGCACGGCGGGCGGCGGCAGCCCCGUCCCAGCCGGGGCUCUGGCGCCAACGUCGCUGUGGACGGCGACGACGAUCCUGUCCAAGACGUCGCUGCGGGAGCAGGUUACGCUGAUCGAGGCGCGCGUCGCCCUCUCGCGCCGGCAGAGCGGCCUCGACGCGCACGACGAGGAGCUGAUGCAGACGGCAGCUGCGCUGCGCCUCUACGAGGAGGAGCGGCCGUCGCGCGAGCGGCGGGCGGAGAUCCUCGAGCAGCAGCAGGCGCUGCUGUCCGAGAUGCAGGCGCUCGUCGAGGACACGCGCGGCUUCAACGGGCACGCAGCCUUUGUGCGCGAGGGCUUCGCCGAGGGGCACAGCUACUAG